UUUUUUGAUUUGUUUUGAUUUUUUUUUUGUGAUUUUUUUUUUAUUUUGAGAACUGUUCUGCGCUCCGUCUUUCUCGCCUCUUGUCGUCCCGUGUCGUUGCCCGCUCCAAGUUCUGUUGGCGACACUCACCUCACCACACACCACACCCCUUCCCCCUCCUCCUUGGACGGCAAUGUCCAGCACGACCGAACCGGAGGCGGCAGCCACUACCACCAGCAAACCGCCAGCCACCACGGCUGCUGCUGGUGAAUCUGAGAGCGCCACCGCUUCAGCACUGCCACCAGCAUCAGCAUCGACUACACCACCGGCACUGACACUCAUGGCGGCCGAUCGUGAUGGCGGGCUUGCGCUGCCGAUCGCAGCAGCACCGUCCUCAGCUGGCUCGCAUGUGUCACAUUCGCCUUCGACGACGGGUACAUUGACGACUGCGUCCCGACCACCCUCGCAGCCACUGUCGCCGGCGCUGACGCUCGUUGAAGAGCACCCGCUCAUGCAGCCUGCGCGCGGACUCUCGGCCGAUUCCUCCCGAUCAGCAUCCAAUCUGGCAGCAACAAUCAAGCCGGGAGCGACUGCUCCUCCUCCUCCUCCUCCUGCUGUUUCUUCUCCUCCACCACCACCAUCACCACCACCACCACGGGCACUCCUCCGUCCAGCCAGCCUGCACGAGGACGCAGACGCCGGUGCUGAUGCGGACGUCGACGACGACAAGGACGACGAGUCGGCUGCCAACAGCAGCAGCAACAAGAGCGAUGCCUCAUCAUCAGCGAACCCACGCCAAUCUCACCUCCGACAUUCCGUAGCGAAUUCACCCGCUCCGACCGCUGCUGCUGCUGCUACUCCUACUACUACUGCUUCAACGACUACUGCGACUACUCCAAGUGCUACUGACACUGCCGCCGCUGCUGCUGCUGCUGCUGCGUCGACUGCAGCUGACGGUGCGCUUGCUGGGUCUGCGUCUGCGUCUGCUGAUUUGAACCAUCCGCAAUUGAAUGCUGCAAUGAUGCCACUCGCUGCUGCCGCGUCCGCACCGUCCAUUCCGGCGCUGCUGAACAACGGGCUUGGCACCACGGCAGCCACUGAGUCUAUGCCGUCUCCGCCACCGUCGGCAGCCUCGUCAUCCUCGUCGCUGUCGUCCGGGACCCACUCGACCAAGCGCCGUUCGCACGUAUCGCGCCAACGUCUCUCGGCUACGCUUGCGUUUGGCACAAUGGCAUCACCUCCGUCGUCAUCGUCGGAUGAACUGUCUUCGCAUGGCUCUGACACACGGCCAAGCUCGCGACACGCCAAGUUUGCCAGCGAUGUGGGCGGUCGUGCAGCAACCAAAGGCGUUCCCAGCAUACGCCAGGUCGAGUACUGGGCGCGUCUCAAGAACCUCAAGGAGCUCUACGAACAAGAUUACAUUACUGUGACCGAGUAUCGAGAGCGCAAGGCCCAGCUGGUCGACGAGCUGACGGGCACCACCUGCACUUCAGUGACGUCGACAACGGCUGGCGGCAGUCCUCGCGGCGAGUCACACAGCCCAACAACCGUCGCUCAUCGGCCACCUCCAGACUUUGCCCUACUUGCUAGCGAGAGCGCCAUGAAGCACACUUUCAGUGUCGCUUUGGGCACUUGGACAAACACGCCCAUCAGCGUGAAAAUUGAGAGCGAGCCGUUUGCGCGCGGUGGCUUGCGUGCGGCCUAUCAUAUGAUGGACUUGUCUGAAGCCAACAAGGGUGUUACUUUUGUGGCAAAGAUGGCUGUCGGGGAAGAGGAGCGCGAGCAGUAUUUCCAAGAUGCAGAAAUGCAAAUGUUUUGCCGCCUGUGGGCCGAUCGCUACAAUGCGUACAAUCCGCCAAAGAAAAUCGAGUUUAUCGAAGCGUGGCUCAUUUCGCUGACGGAUCGUCCCAAUCAUCCCUUGUGCGCCGUAGAGCACUUUAUCGACGGACCAUACCGCAAGCACAACAACAAUUAUGGCUAUGUAAACGAUGACGACGAGCGCAACACGCCGCAAGCGUUCUCGCACUUUACCUACGAGGCGUCCAAGCACCAGCUCCUUGUCUGCGACGUCCAGGGAGUGGGUGACCGGUACACAGACCCUCAAAUGCACACCAUCGACCGGGUAGGCUUUGGAAAGGGCAACCUGGGCAUUAAGGGCAUUGAGAAAUUCCUCCAGACCCAUCGAUGCUCGGCCAUCUGUCGCUACCUCAAACUGCCCAGUAUCAACGCCAAGCAGUACGACGUAGGUACCAUUCCAUCAACGCGCUUCAUGUCAUCUAACGCCGUGGAGGGCAUUAGCUUGUCCAUCCCGGCAUCCACACCCGUCAAUUCGGCGCCAGCCUCUCCUCGGCAAAUGUCGUACGUGGCGUCGCUCGGCAUGGUGUCAACCAAGUCCAGCGUCAAUAGUACCAUCAAUAGCAGCAGUGUCCGCCGACGAGCGAGCGCGGAAACGACUCGGCUGCUCGGCAACAAGCCUUACCAGUCGCCAAGUGUUUUCGGUUGCUGUAGCAUUCUUUAAAAUUGGGAUUGAACAUUGUUAGUUUUUGUUUUUGUUAAUUCUGUUUUUGUUUUGUUUAUUCUCUAGCGCGACACGCUGUGAUCGAGCGAUCUUUCAAUAAAGCUGUUUUUUGACUC
Messenger RNA from Capsaspora owczarzaki ATCC 30864, 2613 nucleotides. Its product is annotated as eukaryotic elongation factor-2 kinase. Gene Ontology annotation, biological process: protein phosphorylation. Gene Ontology annotation, molecular function: ATP binding; protein serine/threonine kinase activity. The transcript has 4 exons. The coding region runs from base 173 to 2497 and encodes 774 amino acids. Lineage: Eukaryota; Filasterea; Ministeriida; Capsasporidae. The record is from RefSeq and is a predicted model, not a curated record.